CAGAGUCGGUUGCCAACCGCCAAUAAACUUCAAAGAAGGUAGAGUGACGUUCUAAGAUGGCGCUUUGAGCUGCUUUUGAAACAGAAGAGAGUAGAGCAAAACAAACCUAUGAUUUACUCUGAGUAUUGCACUCAUUGCAUCAAACUCCACAGCCAUGCUGACCUGUGCCUUCUGUGGGGAAGAGAUUAUGUUGGAGGAGGACAUGAAGACACAUCUCUUACUCAGCCACAUGGAAAAUGACCUGCGCUGCCCGCUCUGCUCCCUGUCAGGAGUGUCCUACGAUGAGCUGAGCUUCCACAUCAGCUCUGCACAUCCAGAGAUGCAGGACGGAGCGCAGGAUCCCCCUCACAUCACAGGCCUCCCUGCAGCAGCCAACACUCAGAGCCACAAAACCCCUCUGUCCUCCUGGGCUCAGGACAGCUGUAAGAGAGAUGCAGAUGCAACACACUCUAGUGACACUUCAGACUCAAUGUGCCUUAAACAAGACAUUACAUCAGGGAGUCGUGCUUCAUCAACUAAGGAGACCUCGACAACACUCAGCCCUACAAGAAGACAGAAGUCUGUGAUGCUCUCUAAUAAGGACAAUAAUACAUUUAAAUCUGAGCACAGCAAAGCCAAACAGAAGCGGCUGUCUUCAAAGAGAGAGGAGGAGCUGUUCUCCUGCCCCAUGUGCCCCUUGGUGUGCAGCAGCUUUGACAUGCUGCAGGAGCACGUAGAGCUCCACCUGCAGGAGCAGCGCUCGACUGAAGGGUCGGCACAGAAGGCGUUUUUACCAGCUAUGAGAUCACCAUCAGCCAUCCGCCUCUCAGGAGAGAAGAGACUUGAGUGCCCUCUGUGCUCUGUCGUCUGCAUGGACAGCUUCUCCCUGCAGGAACACGUGGAGCUACAUUUAGAGCAUGGAGCAGCUGCUAGCUCUGCAGCUGUUGCUCACAGCCCUGGCUCUGACCUGAGGCUGGCCCGGGAGCUGCAGCAGGAGGAGGAGGCCCGGCAGGAGAGAGAGGACUUCAAGAAGCUGCAGAAGCAGUUUGGUCUGGACGGAGGAGGUGGCUACUGCCGACAGAUGGAGAGGAGCAUGGAGAAGGCUGUAGCCAGGGGGAUUCUGGCCCCCUCAGAGUUUCACUGCAAAAGAGCUGAGAUGAUGGAGUCUCUGGCUUCAGGGGUGGAUGAUGGCAGGACUAGAACUCGGGGUGUGCUCAGAGCGUUAUCUGAAUACUACCAGAGUGAAGGCAGAGACUGUGUCCACGUGUGGCUGAGUGCUGACACCGACCACUACUGCUCUUCAGCGGGGGACUCAGGCUGGGGCUGCGGCUACAGAAACAUCCAGAUGCUCCUCUCCUCUCUGCACACCAUAGAUGCGUACGCUCCCUUCCUGCCAGAGAAGGCGGUGCCUAGCAUCCCACGGGUACAGAGUAUGAUCGAGGAGGCUUGGAAAGAAGGGCUGGAUCCGCACGGCGCGUCACACUUCAACCAGCGACUUCAGGGAACACGAGCCUGGAUCGGAGCGACAGAGAUCUACGCCCUCCUCACCUCUCUAGGAACCAGUGCCCGCAUCAUGGACUUCCACCGGCCCACAGGCCCUGAUAACAGCCACCCCCGGCUGUUUGACUGGGUGAAGCAGUACUUCCAGUCCGGCAGGAGCGGCAAACUGCCCCCCAGACUCAUCCAAACCACCCUGCCCUCGCUGUACCUACAACACCAAGGCCACAGCCGCUCCAUCGUGGGCUUGGAGCAGAGGAAGAACGGGAGCCUGUGCCUGCUGCUCCUGGACCCGGGCUCCCCGGCUUCAGACACCAGGAAGCUGCUGAGCAGAGACACCCUGCCCGCAGCCCUGAAACAACUCAGGAAGCCCCCCCGCAGCCUGAAGCACACACAGUACCAGCUGGUGGCAGUGCAGGGGAGGCUGUCUGCAGAGGAGAAACAGAGGCGCAUCAUGAGCUCCAGAACAUUGUGUGCAGAAAGGAUCCCAUGACAGGAAGACACUUUAUCACGUCUCUUUGUUUUUACUGUGAACAAACAUUUGAUAUCUCACUUCUGGAACUAUGUAUUUUAGUUGUUUUUGAAUAAACAUUGUUUUGAAAAAACUCUGUGUUCUCCAUGCUGUUCAGUUACUCACAGUGAAUGUGAGAGAGUCCUGUUUAUGGAGUAGCAGCCGCACGUCUCAAAUCUAUAGCACUUGGAGGACGUUAUAACAGUUUAUUAAGCAGACACUCACACACUGAAGGGAAUCUAUAGACUCGAGAGGAAUGUAGUCUGAGGUAAUCAGAUGGAAGUAAAAAGUGUGACGACCACUCCACUCCCGAGGACCGAGUGAGGACAGGAUACAAAAAAAAGCUUGGGGUUUGUUCGGUUGCUGUUUGCUCCCGUGGGGUGGCUCUAGAAUGUGCUGUUCCCCACGCAGUGCUCCUCUGUGAGGGGUGGAGGGAGCGCCGGGUCAGGUUUCAGGAGAGUGUGUUAAUGACACACAUUUCCUUGUGUUGGAAGACACUAUGAGCAUCGGGCAGCAGAGCAGCUAUAAUGGCCGUAGAGACUCGUGAGAAUGUGCUAGUGCCACACAGAGGCUUCACUUUGAUCAGCGGCACUCAUGAUCCAGAUGAUGUGGACCAGAUCCAACACCUAGAGAUCAGAGACUCGGAUGUAUUUGUGGUCACAUACCCAAAGUCAGGUGAGAGGAUUUUGUGUCCUGCAGAUGCUCUGUGUGUCCUGAAGAGCGGGGGUCACCUCAGGUCAGUGUGCUUGUUGUAUGAAGCUUAUUAUUAUGUUCCAGUGAUGAAAGAAGUAGUCAGAUCUUGUACUUAAGAUAAGUACAACUACCAAAUAGCAGGAAUACGAUGUAGAGUCCUGCAAUCAAAAAUCUUACUGUCGAAAAGUAUUAGCAUCAAACUAUACUUAUGAUAACCAAGAGUAAAGUAGUUGUAAUUGUUUGAUUGGUCCAUUUCAGAAUAAUAUAACUGAUAUGUUUUAUAAUUAUUGAUCAUUAAAGUGUUAUCAAAGCUGGUAAAGGUGCAGCUAGUUUUAAUGGCUUUGUAUACUGCAGGGUAGCUGCUGAAUUUACUCCAGGUGGAACUAAAGUCUGAUUUAAGGAUUGAUUAUAUUUACCGUCAUUAAUCCAAAUCUGUAAAGUAACUAAAGGUAUUAAAUACAAAGUAGUACAAAGUAGCACAAAGUUCAAAUACCCAAGUAAAGUACAAGUCCAACCAAAUUGUACUUAAGUGCAGUAAUUGAGUAAAUGUACUUUGUUACUUUACACCACUGGUACACAUGAAUCUCUGUGUAUUUUGUGUGCUGUGAAUAGAUUUGGGUGUCAAAUGAUCAGCUAGAGCAGAGUGUAUACUGAGAAAACACUCCCAGGACAGAGCUCACACACUCUGUGCGAUAUGUGUGUCAGGGACCAUCUGGAUGCAGCAGAUCUUGCUGCUCCUCGAGGCAAAGGGGGAUAUGGCAGCCAUCAGCAGGCUCAGCAGCUCCUCCAACGCUGAUCUCAUCCCCUGGAUCGAGGUGAAUGGCAGCAGACAGACAUUCAUCACAGCGCCCUCCCCCAGGAUGAGGGUCACCCACCUGCAGUUCAAGUUCAUGCCUUCGGCUCUGAGCCAAAAGAAGGGCAAGGUGAUCUACGUGGCAAGAAAUCCCAAAGACG
Eleginops maclovinus (Patagonian blennie) is the source of this 3634-nucleotide messenger RNA. RefSeq names its product zinc finger containing ubiquitin peptidase 1 (gene zup1). The record is from RefSeq and is a predicted model, not a curated record. NCBI's taxonomy places the organism in Eukaryota, Metazoa, Chordata, Actinopteri, Perciformes, Eleginopidae. The transcript is spliced from 16 exons. The coding region runs from base 155 to 1969 and encodes 604 amino acids.